Messenger RNA from Pan troglodytes (chimpanzee), 12915 nucleotides. It is a transcript of the gene PDE10A, whose product is annotated as phosphodiesterase 10A. Gene Ontology annotation, molecular function: protein binding; 3',5'-cyclic-nucleotide phosphodiesterase activity. Gene Ontology annotation, biological process: signal transduction. Bases 4896 to 7235 code for a protein of 779 amino acids. NCBI's taxonomy places the organism in Eukaryota, Metazoa, Chordata, Mammalia, Primates, Hominidae. The transcript has 23 exons. The record is from RefSeq and is a predicted model, not a curated record.
UUUUUUUUUUUACAAAGAGAAUAAGUGCAGUCUUGUGCAUGUAGCUUCUCAGGUAGCUUGUGGACACUCACGUGGGCAUGUCACCUACUCAGCUGGACCAGAAGGGGCUGAUGUCAGCUAGUCAGCUGGACCAGAAGGAUGAACUGGAGCUGAGUAUUUGUAGGGUAUCAAAAUGUGAAUGGUACUCGAAACUAUCGUCAGUGAUUCACUUAUUGAACGUAUUUAUUGGUGGGGGUCUGCUGUUGGCCAGGCGCCGUAUUAUCCUUGGGGAUACAAUGGUCCGUAACCUCCCAGCGCUUUACUACAGACCCAUGAAGACAAAUGAAUAGUCAUAAACAAAUGUACUGUUAAGAGUUUACUGAUAAAAUACAUUUGCUGAUAAAGAUUACAAAUGAGAAGAAAUGGGUGUUAGGAUGGAACCUAAUUUUUAGACUUGGUGGCAGAGGAACGCCUCCCUAUUUCUUUGUUAUAUAUUUUUCUUGGCUAAUCCUAAAUAUUUUCUUUAUGUACAUAUCUUGAUUGUUAGACUUCCUAUGUGUCCUAGAAGGAGCAUGAUUUGUAAGCAUUGACUUAAACAAGUGGAAAUAGCUCCAGUUUGCAUGAUCAGUCCCAUGGUUUUAGUUCCUGCUUCAGCAAAUUGAGGGUGGGUAUUCAGUUGUUGCAUAUACCACCUUUUAUUCAUCCAUUCCCUAGUGGAUAAAUAUUUAAGUUAGUGCCAAUUUUUUGUUGUUGUAAAAAAUACCAACUUCAGAAAUAACACAUACGUCAUUGAACUUGCCCCCUUUCUCUCCAUUUUCAAUACCAUUAGGGGUCAUUGUGCCCAUGACUGUGGUGAAGUCACUCUGCGCAUAGGACACAGAGCAUGGGCCCUCCCCAGAGUCCUCACUGGGACACUGCUCCCCUCCCAGAUUCUCUGCCAGGGCCUUUCAUCUGAGCCACUUAGGAGAGACUUAAAGGUGUACCUCAGGAAAUAACAGUGUAUCUUAAGAACCGAAUGCUUUCAGGAAGACUUCCCUCUGUUACUCAGAAGCCUUUUAUAUAGCUAUUUCCCAUGUUUUCACUACAGUGCCUUUCAGCUACAAAAUGCGUUGUUAGAAGUGUAAUUUUUGCUGUUAAAUAUUAUUUCUGUGAUUCUAUGUUUUCACUGUUUCCUGCUUACUAACAUGUGUGUUACAGUGGCCUUGACCUUAUAUCGCUAAAGGACAGUGCUAAAAUACGAUAAAGCACCAGUGAGUUUUUAAGGAGUUGCUAGGGGAUACAACUGCAGACGUCUCUUGCAAGGGUUCCUCAACAUGGCUGGAUGGCAGAAUCGUAUGGAGGAGCUUCAUGGCCCCUAUUGUACGUUUACUCAUGCAGAGUCUUUGGACAAUAUAUUUUCUAAAAGAUGCCCAUGGCUUGCCAAAGUUGGUUUCAGAUAUAUUUGAAAAGGAGGUGCAUCAUUAGUAACUACUUUUGCUAUUUUUUAAAAAAUAAAAUUUAUUUUUACUUCUUAUUUUCCCUCUUUUAAAAUUUAACCUAAUUUUGCUUUCGUAUUGUGGGGAAAAGAACUCUGAUGUUACAUGAAGAAAAUGUAAUACAAACUAGGUUAGAUUUUAUAUAGUCUGUCUAGCAUAGAACAAUAAUUAUUGCCGACAGGACAGAAUGGGGUGAAAUGUUGUGGUGGUAGAUGAGGCUCUUCAGUGAUAGGACUCUUUGGUUUUAAGGACUUUGAGAGGAGCCCGUCUACUUAUAAACUAUCAUCAAGUAGGUAGGCAUGAGGUGUGAGACCCUCCUGAGCCUCACACCUGUACAAGAUAUGAUUUAGGACCACUGGAUUUUUGUGGGACUUGAUCUUUUUAUCAUAUGGGUGCCCUGUUUAUGGAAAAUAAUACAAAAGUACCUUUUUCAAAUUUCACUAAAGUGUGAUAAUGUGAACUCAUCACCGAGGUCAUUCCCAGGACCUUGGAAGGGGCCUGUACACAUGCUGGGCCCUGAAACUUAGCUUCAUGGUAUAUCUCCCUAUUCUCCUGGCCAGAAAUGUUGUUCCCGCUCAUUUUCUUCGGUGACUGAAAUUGCACAUGUGGAAGGGCACUCUGGUGCUACAUUUCUUUCUCUAGAAUCGAAGUUCCCCAAGAGAGACCGAAGGGAGACAUGUGGAUUAUUCCCCAGAGUCCACUCACAUGGGCUGGCAGCUGCCUCCUAGGGCUCUUGGUUGAGAAAGAGGCAUGAGAAAGAUUGGGGUGGGCCAAGGCAGGAUUAGAACUAGGAAGACAGGAGGGAGACAGUGGGGAUCGGUGGGGCUUGUUUCCUGUUGCUGCCAUUUGUUACCUGUGCCUGAGGUUGCAGCGUGCCUUACUUGAUUGAUUUGUGGCCUCACUUUCUGCUGCCACUGUCCAAGCCCAUGGAGAAUACUGAGGCUGGGGACUAGUGAAAACAGAAAUGGACAGUGGGACAGGGAAGAAAAGGGCUGAAUGAAAAGACUCUGACCCAAGGACAAACUUAUCUUAUUAACCUGUUUUGCUUAGUAUAUCCUGAUCUUAGUCUCUGUUUUAAAAUAUAUUGGUUACAAAAAGGAUUUUUCCCAUGGCUCUUUGUCAUCUGGCAUAGAACAAUAAUUACGGCCAACAGGGCAGGGUGGGAUGAGAUGUUGUGGUGGUAGAUGAGGCUCUUCUGUUAUGCGACUCUUUAUAUUUUUAGGGACUUUGAGAGGAGGCUGUGUAAUUAUAAACUAUAAUUAAUUAAUUAGAUAGGUAUGAGGGACCCUAAUGAUUCUUUAAUGUACCUAAGAGCAAAUAAAUGAAAACUUCAGAAAGCAGAAGAGAACCUCCCUGACUAAUCUGUGUGAAUUUCGAGAAACACUAAGUAGUUACCUGUUAGCAAGUUCUCAACACGAAAACUUCAGGGGGCUGUGGCAUCUAAAGAUUAGGAAAUCUUGAAAAUAAUUACUCUUGUGAAAGGAAUUUAAAGGACAGGGCAAUUGGAUCUUAAAAGUAUGGGAGUCUACCAAUUCUUUCAUUUCUCUACCUCAUAGGGCUGGUAUAAGUAUUUCAUAUUACAAUGCCGCUAAGUCACAUAAAACACUGCAUAGUACACAGCAGGCACUGAAUAAAUGUUAGCAAAUUAUGUGUAAUAUACAACUGUAAAAAAUGUAAUUGUUAUAUUUGGGUAGCUAGAGAAAAAAAUACUUCAGUCAUAUCAUAUUAGUCCAUUUUCACACUGCUGAUAAAGACAUACCCGAGACUGGGAAGAAAGAGAGGUUUAAUUGGACUUUCAGUUCCACGUGGCUGGGGAGGCCUCAGAAUCAUGGCAGGAGGUGAAAGACACUUCUUACAUGGUGGUAGCAAAAGGAAAAAUGAGGAAGAAGCAAAAGUGGAAACCCCUGGUAACCCAUCAGAUUUCAUGAGACUUAUUCUCUAUCACGAGAGUAGCACGGGAAAGACCAACUCCCAUGAUUCAAUUACCACCCCCCUGGGUCCCACCCACAAACUUGGGAAUUCUGGGAGAUACAAUUCAAGUUGAGAUUUGGGUGGGGAUGUAGCCAAACCAUGUAACAUAUUUAAACCUUUGACCACUGGACUUAGCUAAUCUUGCUUCCAACAUCAGAUAUGUUUAAAGAAUUUGGUGCUUAUUUGUGAGUCAGGAAUGGAGGGAAGAGAGCAGGAGCAAUUUUUGAAAAUACCACUGUCUGACUUGACUUGAUACAAUCAUGUCAGAGUAGUUAAAAGGAGUUUAGCAGGUCCUUCGGGUCCUGCUGAGGGCAAUUACUUUGUGUCCUUGAUAAAGCAGUCUCAAGGCCGUUAUACAACACAUACUGUGGGAGCGAAAGGCUGAUGAGGAAAGCUGCAGAUGUAAAUCUGCCGGUGGGGAAGAUCACUGAGACACAGAGAGAAACAUCAAGUGAGGAAGUCAAUGCCGGAAAGGUGACUAGAUGCUGCUGGGGUUAAAGGGAGAGAGGAAGAGGCUUGGCUGUGCACCAGUGAACCUGGAAGAAAUAUAUGCUACCCUGGACGCGAAAGGACACGUCAGAACAUUUACAUGUGUAUGUGUAUGUGCGUGCGCAGCCACACACACACAAUUUGGUUUCUUGAACAGAAAGAAGCAAGCGUCCUCAAAAGACAACCCACUUUCUCAUUGGGUUCAGUUGGAACUCUGAGCUUCAAACCUGACUUUACAGAGAACUCAUUCACUCCAUUUUCCUGGACAGUCGUCCUUCAGAGCCCUGCCCUGGCUGGCCACUCUCCCUCUCCCGGGUGGUAAGCGUCUUGGAAGGGCUGCAGGCUGUUUUGGCAGUGUGUCCCCAGCACGCAGCCCUGAAAAACGAGUGCGUCUUUCUGUGGUUUGUGGGAUCCUCGGAGGAGGAGUGAAGGUGAUUAUAAUGUGUCAGAUUCUCAUUUGGGGUGGGAGGUGUUGAUUUGACAGAGAUGAAAGCCUUUGGCUGGGGAGGGGUGUGUGAGGUGCGGUGUGGCGAGGAUUCCCGGGUCGGACUGUGAUGUCAGUGGCCCCGGAGGGAACAGCUUGCACUCAGCCUUGAGCAGUUGGAAUCUGUUGGGAGGGCAGUUGGCCAAUCCUAGGCCUGAGAGCUGGGCAAUGGGAGACCCCAUCAGUGUGUCACCUUUGCCUCCGGGUAGAAAGAAAGUAAUCUAAGGAUGUGUGCAAGACUGCGUUCCUAGGCGUGUCUGUGUAACUGAUGCCAAACCGGGGAGGAAGGCUGUGGAGGAGGCCGUGGAGGCCCGCUCACCACCUCUGUACUGUUGGUCAGAGACACACUCCUGCUCCUGCCUGUGACCCAGCAGUUGACGGUUAACUGGUAUGGCAACAUUAUAUGAAGCUAAUGGUAUAGAUAUAGAAGUCAUCCACAGAGAUGUUACAGUUGAAGAGAUGGGGGUAGAGAAGACUUUGAAGGAAAAGAAUGUAGAAUGAGGAUAGAAGAGAGGAAAUCCCAACAUUUAACAGGUUUGACAGAUGAAAAAGUGAAGGCAUAUCUUUCUCUUCACCCCCAGGUAUUAGAUGAAUUUGUAUCUGAAAGUGUUAGUGCAGAGACAGUAGAGAAAUGGCUGAAGAGGAAGAACAACAAAUCAGAAGAUGAAUCGGCUCCUAAGGAAGUCAGCAGGUACCAAGAUACGAAUAUGCAGGGAGUUGUAUAUGAACUAAACAGCUAUAUAGAACAACGGUUGGACACAGGAGGAGACAACCAGCUACUCCUCUAUGAACUGAGCAGCAUCAUUAAAAUAGCCACAAAAGCCGAUGGAUUUGCACUGUAUUUCCUUGGAGAGUGCAAUAAUAGCCUGUGCAUAUUCACACCACCUGGGAUAAAGGAAGGAAAACCCCGCCUCAUCCCUGCUGGGCCCAUCACUCAGGGCACCACCGUCUCUGCUUAUGUGGCCAAGUCCAGGAAAACACUGCUAGUAGAAGACAUCCUUGGAGAUGAACGAUUUCCAGGAGGUACUGGACUGGAAUCAGGGACUCGUAUCCAGUCUGUUCUUUGCUUACCAAUUGUCACUGCAAUUGGUGACUUGAUUGGUAUUCUCGAGCUGUAUCGGCACUGGGGCAAAGAAGCCUUCUGUCUUAGUCACCAGGAGGUUGCAACAGCAAAUCUUGCCUGGGCUUCAGUAGCAAUACAUCAGGUGCAGGUAUGCAGAGGCCUUGCCAAACAGACAGAAUUGAAUGACUUCCUACUCGACGUAUCAAAAACAUAUUUUGAUAACAUAGUUGCAAUAGAUUCUCUACUUGAACACAUAAUGAUAUAUGCAAAAAACCUGGUGAAUGCCGAUCGUUGUGCACUUUUCCAGGUAGACCAUAAGAACAAGGAGUUAUAUUCAGACCUUUUUGAUAUUGGAGAGGAAAAGGAAGGAAAACCUGUCUUCAAGAAGACCAAAGAGAUAAGAUUUUCAAUUGAGAAAGGAAUUGCUGGCCAAGUAGCAAGAACAGGGGAAGUCCUGAACAUUCCAGAUGCCUAUGCAGACCCACGCUUUAACAGAGAAGUAGACUUGUACACAGGCUACACCACGCGGAACAUCCUGUGCAUGCCCAUCGUCAGCCGAGGCAGCGUGAUAGGUGUGGUGCAGAUGGUCAACAAAAUCAGUGGCAGUGCCUUCUCUAAAACAGAUGAAAACAACUUCAAAAUGUUUGCCGUCUUUUGUGCUUUAGCCUUACACUGUGCUAAUAUGUAUCAUAGAAUUCGCCACUCAGAGUGCAUUUACCGGGUAACGAUGGAAAAGCUGUCCUACCAUAGCAUUUGUACUUCGGAAGAGUGGCAAGGCCUCAUGCAAUUCACCCUUCCCGUGCGUCUCUGCAAAGAAAUUGAGUUAUUCCACUUUGACAUUGGUCCUUUUGAAAACAUGUGGCCUGGAAUUUUUGUCUACAUGGUUCAUCGGUCCUGUGGGACAUCCUGCUUUGAGCUUGAAAAGUUGUGUCGUUUUAUUAUGUCUGUGAAGAAGAACUAUCGGCGGGUUCCUUAUCACAACUGGAAGCAUGCGGUCACUGUAGCACACUGCAUGUAUGCCAUACUUCAGAACAAUCACACGCUUUUCACAGACCUUGAGCGCAAAGGACUGCUGAUUGCGUGUCUGUGUCAUGACCUGGACCACAGGGGCUUCAGUAACAGCUACCUGCAGAAGUUCGACCACCCUCUGGCCGCUCUCUACUCCACUUCCACCAUGGAGCAGCACCACUUCUCCCAGACCGUGUCCAUCCUCCAGUUGGAAGGGCACAAUAUCUUCUCUACUCUGAGCUCCAGUGAAUAUGAGCAGGUGCUUGAGAUCAUCCGCAAAGCCAUCAUUGCCACAGACCUUGCUUUAUACUUUGGAAACAGGAAGCAGUUGGAAGAGAUGUACCAGACCGGAUCACUAAACCUUAAUAAUCAAUCACAUAGAGACCGUGUAAUUGGUUUGAUGAUGACUGCCUGUGACCUUUGUUCUGUGACAAAACUGUGGCCCGUUACAAAAUUGACGGCAAAUGAUAUAUAUGCAGAAUUCUGGGCUGAGGGUGAUGAAAUGAAGAAAUUGGGAAUACAGCCUAUUCCUAUGAUGGACAGAGACAAGAAGGAUGAAGUCCCCCAAGGCCAGCUUGGGUUCUACAAUGCCGUGGCCAUUCCCUGCUAUACAACCCUUACCCAGAUCCUCCCUCCCACGGAGCCUCUUCUGAAAGCAUGCAGGGAUAAUCUCAGUCAGUGGGAGAAGGUGAUUCGAGGGGAGGAGACUGCAACCUGGAUUUCAUCCCCAUCCGUGGCUCAGAAGGCAGCUGCAUCUGAAGAUUGAGCACUGGUCACCCUGACUCGCUGUCCCACCUACAGAUCCUCAUCUUGCUUCUUUGACAUUCUUUUCCUUUUUUGGGGGGGGUGGGGGGAACCUACACCUGGUAACUGGGGUGCAAACCUCUUCAAGAAGGUAACAUCAAAUAAAUGAGUCAAGCAGAGGACUUCCUGCCAAUCUCUUCUGUGAGGCAUCAUAGACACUGAGCAACCAGGACCACCCCCAUGUUCAGAAAUCAGCUGGCCAAGUGACUCCAUUUGACUUGCAAACCAGCCUUUUCUAAUAGGCUAAUAUUGCUGAGGCCUUAAAGGAAGUGGACAAAAAUUAUCCAGAAGGGGUACUUUUCCAUUGUAUCUUUCUAAUAAGGGUUUAAAAUGGUACUAUUAUGGUAUUGUACUUGGGCUUUAACAUCAAUGUUGCUUUGAUGUUGUUGGAUAUAAAUAGGAAUUUUUACACAUUACUAUUGUGAAUGGUGAAUGUUCAUGUACGACCUACUUGUAAUUAACUUGAGUUGUAGUCCACAGCCUCAGGACAAAUGUUGUUGAGGUUACAGAGUAAGAAAUGAUGGCAAAACGUCAAACUCUUAUUUCAGAGCUUCAUGAAUUUAGUUAGACUAAACAUAAUUCUUUAAGUUCAACCUAAAGGGCUGAGAUCAAUAAAUUUAACACUAGAAGAAGUAGACUUCCUGUCUUUUUGAGAAGAGAUGAGGUAUAUGUUACAAUAAAUCUCAGAACUUCAAGUAGCAGUUCAAAAGAUGUCAGUUUUUAAAAUUGUUUUUGUUGUUGUCUUGGCAGUUUUACUGAACCCUUUGCAUAAAGAACAAAAUAAAAGCACGGCGUUGUAAUUUUUUUAAUGGACAAGUCUUACAGAUAUGAAGGGUACAUUUUUCAUAAUGAUUCCUUUAUAUUUUCACUUUGUGUCAUUGCAGAAUUUUAGACUCUCAUUCACAAUGAAAAGUUUAUUUUAAACAUUGUUUAAUUAAAAUACCAUACAGUUCUCUUUUAAACAUCAAACCAUAAAAAGUGUAUUUUGUAAUUUUACUCUGACCUGCCGCAGUCACCUCUCACUUAUCUCUUCCACGUACUGCACGGUCGUAUUUCAUGAGCUUUCUGUCCAUAGCACAGAAACAGAGCAGAAAGUAGUACAAUCAUGUUGGACCUUCUUUCUGUUCUCUUUACUCUUCUCACAGAUCAGAUCACUCCAUAGAAGCCUGUGGGUUUCGAUGGUUUCUUCUAUACACCUUUUUGGUUGACCAGUAUUACUAUACAAUGUAAGUGUUUUAAAAAAUACGAAAGUAAUACUCUGCACCCCUUCCUACAAAGAUGAUAAAGCAGUCACUUCUGGCGCAUUUUAAUAAUUUAAAGAUUUUUAGUGCAAUGGCACGGUAACCUCCAAACCUGAAUUAGACAGAGACUCACUCAAGAAGUGACAGGCCCAUCAUAUCAAAUAACUUAUUCACUUUUCAUGUGGCAGGAAACUGGAAUAUCGCUUUUAAUAAAAUGGAAAAAUAUGCUUCUACAUAUUUACUACCAUAGGCGUUUUGUUCAUAUGAGCCUGGUUUGUGCAAAAUUAAAUCAGAGGCUUCUACAACAUGGUUUAUUUAUGUUGUAGCAGAGUUGGCUCUACAUAAACAUUGUUCUUAUUUUAAAAUUAACACUAUGUGUUCAGUUUUCUUGUGGGCUUCUGAAAGUUGCCAUCUUCCCUCCGUGGAGCUCCAUUUGCUAUUUUCAUUAUACACUAUGAGGUAAAAUGUAAUAACAAAAGAGAGAGAAGUACCACUGUGGCUAGAUAUAUACACACACAUAUAUAUAUGGAUGGAUGUAAUAUAUGUAGAACACACACAUAGAUGUAUAUAGGAUACACACUCAUGUAUGUAAACAUAUACAUAUGUGUAUAUAUGAUACAUACACAUACACACACACGAGAGACAGAAGGAAAGAGAGGAAGAGAGAAGCAAACAUGUAGGAAAAAAUAUAAAUCAGCCCCAUUCUCCCAUUCUUUAAGAACAAUGAUUUUUCUUGAUGGAAAAUGCAUAUCACUUGACAGUUGACAAGAAAGUGUCAUUUUUGUGUUAGUGUAUCAUAUAAUUGAAUUUGAACAAGAUACAUAUUUUUCUGCAUACAAAUUUAUGAAGCUGGAGUCUACCAAACACAGCUUUAGUCACAAAAGUUAGUUUAGUUAUCUCAUUUCGCUUGGAGACGGAAUUUCAGGAAGGGAUAUAUUAUUUAAGAUUAUUGUUUAAUUACAAGAAUUUUAAAAGAAUGUGUGAAUUCUGUUUUUUAAUAUAGAAAAUAAUUAUGGAGGUAGGAAUCUCAUGGCUACAUUUACAUUUUUAGGUUAUUACAGAAAAUUCUCUUAAUUUAUUAUAGUCAAGUGUAUUAUGUAAUCUCUAUUUAGAACAGUUUCCCAAAGGAAUGUGAUUGGAUUUACUGGUUGGUUAAUUUCUUGUGAAAUAUUAUCAUAAUAGAAGCACAGCUUGAACAAAAGACUGAAUUCUGAUGUAAACUGUCAAUAUUGCUUUUACCAUGUGUAAGAUUUACUUAGUAAUCACAGAUUUACCUAAAAUAAAAGGACCCGGGUUGCAGUGAUAUUUAGUUAAUGAUUUGUUUUGGAAAACAUGCAGUUAGGAGUAUUUUUGUAUUUUGUCAGAUGUUUAGGAGACAGACUUUCAGGUCAUGUUUCUUGUCUUUUUCCCAGAUCUUUUCUUAAAAGAACAGUGUGACACCAGAAGCCAAGAGAUGGUUUUUACUAACAGCUUUGAUGAGUUCCUAUUAAGGUCAUAUUGUGUAUUGUGCCAAAUUUUCCACCCAGUAUAAAUUUAGUAACCUGCUAUGAGCAUAUGUAGGAUAUUCAAUUUGCAGACACUUUUGUUGGUUAUGUUGGUUUAUAAUAGACAAGUUUUAUGGUCAUAUGCAAUUAUUCCAUUGUCUUUUUGGACACAGUGAAUAUGUUUUUUAGCUAAAAAUGUCCUUGGAAACGUAAAUGCCUGCCAAUAACAUGAAAUAUUGAAUUCGGGCAAUGUGAAUUAAUUAAUUAGAAAAGGGUCAAAAGAAAUACAAUGGAUGUGGAAACUAAUUCUAAAAAAUAGCCCUAUUAAUAGGGCAGAGACUCUGGUCCAUUUCCCAGCUGUACUUCUCUCUAAGAGGUGUAUGAAAAACCCAUCUUGCAAAAGAAACCAAAAUAUUAGACACAAUCGUUCCCAUUCCUGACUCUUCAAUGGAAAAGGAAGGUACAGAUGUUUACAGUGGUGCCCCAGGUGACUCGUUCUCACCACAACAAAAGCAACUAAUUGGAAACUAGAUGUGUUCAAUAAUAGAUUUCCUCUUUUUUGGCAUGCUUUUUAGAUUUUUUUUCAUUUUGUAAAAUCUCAGUUAAUUUUUCUUUAUUGGUAUAUUUGUGUAUACGAGACAUGUUUGUACAGGAUAUAAAUAGAUGCAUAAAUCCUUAGAUACCUGGGUUUUUAAUAGGUUUAGGUUUGGGUAUUGUGUUUCUGGUCUUUUAACUCAAAAUUAAGGUUUGAGCUUUAAUAGGACUAAAUUAUUCACCUGCCUUGGCCUGUGCCUUUAUUUUAAAUACUGCAAUGUUACUUCUUCAUUCAUGUAUUUAUUAGUUUGCUUUUCUUGCUUAAGUAUAAUUGAAAAUAUUUGCAGGAACGCACAAUUCAUUUUAUCAAGUUGAAUGAAAAGGACCAUUCUCUCCUCAUCAGAUUUCUGUUCUUUAUUUGACUUCAUUGACAUAUACCCUGGUGACUGUAACCAGUGAACUGUUCAGAGUCAGUCUUUUCGGCAAGAACUUCAGAGAACUGUGACAUUGGUUAUGAUGUGAUUUUGGGGGGUUUCAGGUACCUAAGCAUGAUUUUUAAAAUCACUUCUCUCUUUACAUAUUUCGAACAUAUGUUUGCUUUCUACACUUCGCAGAUUUUAUUUAGGAUUUAAUUCUUUAAAGACUAUAUUCAUUUAGUCACUAUAGUGGAUCUCUUCUAUUGCAAGUAUUGAUCUGAUUUUUAAAUUAUGUAAAAUGUAAAUCAGCCAAGUAUGUCAUCCGUUAUAGUUUCCCCAUGCUUUCAGCGCAUGGCCAUGAGAUUUUUACAUGUGCAUAAGUAUUUAGCCAAUACACAUUUUGCUGACUUCUUUAACCAUUUACAUUGUUUAAAUUAGUAAUAUCCAAUGCAGUGCACACUUUUUUGUCUUUUUUCCAACGGAAUAUUUUGGUGGUCUGUAGCGUUGGAUGCAUUUUCUAUGAUAAAAAUAGCAAGAAAAAAUUAAAAAGUGUCAACGGUGUGCUGGUUCUAAAUUAAGAAGAUAGAACAAAGAGAAAGACAUUAAUGUUACCCAAGAAACACAUUUAACAUCCGAAGAAGCAAUGCUGUCCUCACUUGAUGUUUCUCUUCUCAACCCAGCAAUGGAGAGCAGGGCUUGCAAAGCCGUACAGAGCCUACAUGCUCUUUCCUGCAAGUGGGAGAAAACUAAUCAAUGGCACACAGGGCCAGGUGUGGCCCUGUGAGGCAAAGGAUAAUGUCACCUCAGGACCAAGGCGGAAACUUACAGCUGAAUCCAGGGCUUACUAAGUAGGGAAGUCAGUUUACACAUUUCAGUUUUCCUCUGAUGUUUUUGAGGUACUGUGAAUUUGCAGAAGUUUUAAGCAGAAGGGUUUUGUUUCUAUUGUAAGUUAGGUUCUAAAAGUGUAUAAUCUAAUACUCUAGCCCAACUGAAAUAUUAUAUCUUGGGCGUUACAGCCUUUGUCUUUUUCUUUAGUCACCUUAAUACCCAGUCCUAUGCUGUACCUCUAAUAGCCUAUAUAAAUGACAUAUAGGAAUAUUAUUUUCCAUAUGAUCUGUUGUAUGGUGUAUAUGCUAUGUGUUCAUUUCGUGUGCAAGUUCAGAGUGUAAUAGAUUUACCCAGAGAAGGUGUUUCUAUACAAUGCCCCUACCUAUUUGAAAUUACAUGCUUGCCCAACACACUGUGAAAUAGUUACCAAAAUUUGUACAAAUGCAGCAUCUUCAUUCUUUCUGAGAAGACAAGAUGGUUUUCUUUACAUGAACAAAUGAACAAAAGAGAUCCUAGAUCCAUAACGUAGCUAAGGCAUCUAAGAGUUUGCUGUUGAUAAUCUUGCUGACCAAAAACUACUGGAGAGUAACACAGGUUAUAUGCCAUCACAAAUACAAUGCUCAUAAAGAACUGAUUUGUAGAGUCAAUGAACCUGUGUCCAGAAUUUUAGUAGGCUCUCUAUUGGAAGGAGAAAGAAUUUCAAGUUAACAGUAUCUAACUUUAUCAUAGUUGAUGUUAGUAAAUUUUAAAAAAUGAUUUUAUAUGUAUGACAAAAAUCUUUGUAAAAUGCGCAAGUGCAAUAAUUUAAAGAGGUCUUAACUUUGCAUUUAUAAAUUAUAAAUAUUGUACAUGUGUGUAAUUUUUUCAUGUAUUCAUUUGCAGUCUUUGUAUUUAAAAAACAUUUACUGUUAUGUUUGUAUAAUAGAACAGUAAUCAUUUAUUAUAAUCUAGGCAAGUUGUAAAUAAAUUCAUAAUUCAAACAGCCAGUAUAUAUGCAUAUAUGAGUGUUAUAUUGCAAAAUCUUUGUUUUACUUACAUGGUUAAAGCAGCAAGAAUUCUUUUGUUGAUAUGUAAUUAUACACAUAAAAUAUAUAUAUGUAUGAUACAUGAAAUAUAUUUAGAAAUGUUCAUAAUUUUAA